Molecule: messenger RNA, 745 nt
Organism: Phymastichus coffea
Lineage: Eukaryota; Metazoa; Arthropoda; Insecta; Hymenoptera; Eulophidae
Product: ADP-ribosylation factor-like protein 16
Exons: 3
Coding region: 224-745 (173 amino acids)
Molecular function (GO): GTP binding; GTPase activity
Source: RefSeq, a predicted model, not a curated record
UUCAUUGGUUACUGAACUCUCCCAUGACCACAAAAUUGUAAAUAUGGCGUACGUGUAGAAAAUUGAUCAUUUUAACGAAGUAGACCUCGAGGUAGAGAGUAAGACUACGGGAUAGCAUGUGGAUAUUUGAAGGAAUUUUUAUUGGAUUUGGAAUUUUUUGUAUGAGAUAUUUUGAAAUGAGGUUAUUUCAACAUUAAGGAUCUGUGAACAUUAAGUGGUAGCAAUGUGUUUGUGUAUUGGACCUAUGAAAUCUGGAAAAACUUUACUUUUAAGAAAACUUCGCGGAGAUGAUAUUGACGAUGCUACGUCCGUGGUACAAACUAAUGGUAUCAAUCUUUUUAUGAUACGAAGUAAUGAUAAACAAUUUGAGUUGGAAAUCCGGGAAAUCGGUGGUAGUAUGGCACCUAUCUGGAAACAUCAUCUAGACAGGGUGUAUAAGGUGAUCUACGUAGUUGAUACAAGUAACUUAUGUCAAAUAAGUGCUGCAGGUGUAUUACUUUAUUCAUUAUUGGUCGAACCACAACUGGAACGAGCAAAAUUUGCUUUAAUACUCACAAAAAUGGACUUAUCCUAUCGCCAAAUGAGAAAUGAGGCUCUUCUCAUGCUACAUUUUUCUCGUCUCCAAAGAGAAGUUCGUCAAGAAAUCACGGUUAUCGAGGCCAGUGGAGUUACAGGACUAGGUGUCGAGAAAUUGAGAGAAUGGAUAUUUGAUCCAGUAACCUUGGCGAACGCAAGUCGUCGGUGA